Molecule: messenger RNA, 4717 nt
Organism: Cavia porcellus (domestic guinea pig)
Lineage: Eukaryota; Metazoa; Chordata; Mammalia; Rodentia; Caviidae
Gene: Ccnb3
Product: cyclin B3
Exons: 12
Coding region: 182-4480 (1432 amino acids)
Biological process (GO): regulation of cyclin-dependent protein serine/threonine kinase activity; mitotic cell cycle phase transition
Cellular component (GO): cytoplasm; nucleus; cyclin-dependent protein kinase holoenzyme complex
Molecular function (GO): cyclin-dependent protein serine/threonine kinase regulator activity
Source: RefSeq, a predicted model, not a curated record
AUUUUGGGCUGAUUGAAGAAAGCCUAGACCAGGUUGAGACGGAGUCUGGUCCUUGCCACACGGAUCUCCGUUCAUUUCCCUUGUCUGUCCUGGUCUAGGGUUGCAUCUUGGUGUUUCCUGUUCUGUCCUCAGUCUCGGUUUGAGCCCUGACUUGGACAAGAUACUGCUGCAUCUGUAAGAGAUGUCACUGCCACAUCAAAGCUUCAAACCUGAGACUAAGAAAUUUCAGUCUACAAAAAUUGUACUCAGUGAUCACGGCCAAUUCAAGAUGGGAAAGAAUUGCCAAGUGAAAAUGUCUCCAUCCUCACCUCAGGGGACAUUCAAAAAGAGAUCAGCUUUUGAAGAUCUCACAAAUGCUUUUCAAAGUCAACCUGCUCAAUCUAAGAAGGAAGCCAAUAAAGAGUUUGUAAAAGAUGUUCCCAAGAUGAUUAAUAGAAGCCAACAUCUUGAGUUGGCCAGAUAUACUGAAAUGAACAAUAAAAGAUACAAGUUGGAACUCUCACCAGUAGUAGCCUCUACUCCCUCGGUGCCAAAUAUUUUAGAGAAACCACUCCUUCUGGAUGUAUCUACCAACUCCCAAACACCCACUGUUGGGGAGGUAUCUUUUGUCAAAAGAUCAUUACUUUUAGAAGAGGAAACUAGCAUGAAAGAGACAACAUUCAUAACGCAGUCAUUAAAGAAGUGCACAAACCCUGGGGAAUCUUCCCUUUUGGAAAAGUCACUGUCCUUACUGGAGGAGACUGACGAUAAUGAAUUUGUUAUAGAGCCAGUAACUUUUGGGAAGAAGCAUAUACCCAAGGAGGCAGCUAUCACCAAGAAGAAAUCAUCCUUAAAGAAAAUGUGUACAUAUCAGGGGAAGCAGUCUUGCUUGGAAGAGUUGGUGACCCUGCAGGGCAGCUGUGUGGAAGAGGGUUCUUUCUCUAUGGAGCUGAUGAAUUUAAGAAAGAAGCCUAAAACCGAGGAGUCAUCCACCACUAAGAUGCCAUUACACUUAAGUGGUAAGCAUACUACUAUGGAGAAGAUCUCCAACAUGAUAAAGCCAGCACUAUUGCAGAAGAACACCUCUGAAGAAGAGUUAGUCACUAAAGAGCCAUCAACCAUUAUGAGAGAGCCUACUGCUAACAAGCAGUCCUUUUCCUGGGAGCCAUCUGCAGUGAAAGAGAAACACACUACUCAGCAAGAGAUCCCCAUCUUGAAGAAAUCAUUGCCCUUGCAGGAGAAGACUGACUUUGAAGAGGAUUCUCUUUUUAAGGACUUACCAACUUUUACCCCUGAGGAGGCAACAUUCCCCACAAGCCCAGUGUUUGGAAAGGAGAAAUGCAUGAUUCAAGGGAAGCUAUGCACUACUCAUGGAAAGAAGUGCAUUACUUAUGGAAUGACAUCUCAUUUAAAAAAGCCAUUAGAAGUGAAGGAGGUCAUCUCUGGGGAGAAGUCACUCAAUACAAAGCCAUUGUCCUUUAAAAGAAAUACUAUCACUGAAUUCUACCAAGAGCCAUCUGCAUUACAAGAGAAGCAUACUACUCAAGCAGAUGUAGAGCUCUUGAAGAAGCCUUUGGGUUUACAGGAAAAUAUGAACAAUGAAGCUAGCUUUGUUAUGGAGGCAGUCUCCUUUAAGAAACAUUGUAUUACCAUAGAGGCUAGCCACUCCAAGAAGCUAUUACCUUUAAAAAAGAAGCAGAAAAUUCAGAAGAAAUUUUGCCACUAUAAGCCGCUAACACUUCAGAAAGUCACUCGUGGAGAGAAUUCACCCACUGAGGAGCCAUUGUCCUUUGAGAAAUCUAUCAGUGAAAAAGAUUUCUUUUCUCAGGAGUUGUUUUCAUCGCAAGAGGAGGAUAGGACACAAAAGGAAGUGUCCACUUUGAAGAAGCCUGUGACCCUGCAAAAAUCGCCCACUAAGAUGGAGUCUUUGGAUUUUCAAAAGCAGUAUAGCAUUAAGAAUGUAACCCCCAGUAAGAAACAUUUACCUUUAAAGAAUAAACAGCAUACUACUCAACAGACAGUGUCUCAUUUGAAGGAGCCAUUAGUAUUGCAGACAGUCACCUCUGAAGAGAAGUCAACCAUUGAGGAUCCAUUGUCCUUUAAAGAAAAUAUAUUUUUAAAGAAGAUAAAGUGUACAACUCAAGCAAUGUGUCGCUGGAUAGAUCUUUCAGACUGGCAGGAUAUAAUUGCUAAAGAUAGGAAUUCCGUUUUAGUGAAGCCAGUAUCAUCUACAAAAAAAUGUACAGCUAAAAAGGCAGUCUUCACCAAUGCACCAUCAUCUAUGAAGAAGAAGCAAACAACUCAGGGGAAGACUACUUUGGAAGACGAAUCACUCUGUAAGAAGCUGCUACCUUUUAAAAAGAAGCCAACAACUAAAGAGGAAUUCCUGUUUCGGGAACAAUCUGCAUUAAAAGAGAAGCACACUACUUUUCAGGAGGUGACACUUUCAAGAAAGCCAAUAGCCUUGCAGGAGAAGACCAACACUGAGGAAGAAUCUUGUAGUGAGGAACCAGUGACUUUGAAGGAGAAGCCUAUCACUGAGGAGAAGUUCCUCUCUCAGGAGCUAUUUUCUUUGCAUGUUAAUCCUACUAACAAAGAUGAGUCCCUUUUCCAAAAGGCUGUGGUCUUGCAAGAGGAAACGGGUAUUAAAAAGUUGUCUUUGAAGAAGCCGUUGGCUUUUCAUGAAAAGAGCACCAUGGCAGAAGAGUCCCUUUGCAAUAAGCUCUCAGUUUUGAAGAAAGAGCCAUCUGCUAAGGAAGCAACAAGUACAGAGAGGCAGUUACCUAUAAAUAACAAGCCCACUGCUCAGGGGCAGGCACAUCUUUUAAAGGAGCAAUUGUCUUUGCAUGAGAACAUCACUGAUAAUGAAGGGUUCCUUAUUAAGGAAGCAUUGGCAUUGCAGGAAUAUGUGGGCAAUGAAAAAGCCCUCUUCAGGGAGACCUUGACCAUGCAGGAGAAACUCAGCACUCAGAAGGAGGCUGUUCUUGAGCAUACCACUGACAUAGAGGUGAAUUUCAACCAACUUUCAGCCAUGCAAGAAAAGCCCAGCCCUGAGAAAGAGCCCAUCUUCCAGGAACCCUUGGAUUUGCAGGAGAAACCUACAAUUGAGGAGGGAACCAUCUUCACAGAGCCUUUGGCCUUACAGGAGAAAGCUGGCCUUGAGUCGGAGGCUAUGCUGAAAGAGCCGUUGGCCUUGCAGGAGAAGCCCAGCCCUGAGAUGGAGUCUGCUCUAAAGGAGCCUUUGUCCUUGCAGGAGAAGCCUAGCACUGAGAAGGAAGCUUUCCUCAAAGAGCCAUUAACCUUUCAGUUGAAGUCUAACAUUGAGGAUGAAGUACCCUCCAAGGAGCCAUUAGCCUUGCUGGAGAAAUCUACCAUAAAUGCAGCAUUCCCUUUCAAGGAGACAUUAGCCUUGAAUGAGAAAUCCACCACUGAGAAUGAAUUGUCCUUUCAAGAGCCAUUAUUUUUAGAAGAGAAUCCUACUGAGAAGGAAGAUACUUUGCCAGAAACACUCUUGUUCCUUGGGACUAGCCCACAUAUGCCUAGCGAUACUGUUGAAUCCAGAACAGGCGAGUUCAGUGCUGCCAAUAUGUCCAGUGUGGGAGAGUCCAUUGCAAGUGAAUCUGGUUCCAAAAUGCCUUCUUUAUCUCAAAGCAGAACACAUAUGGAGCAGAUGACCACACUGGAAGACACUGACAAGGACCACUGUGAUUCGUCUUUCAGCUCAGUAUAUGCCAACGAAAUCUUUAGUUACUUAAAAGACAGAGAGGAAAAGUUCAUACUUGAAAAAUACAUGAAAAGGCAGACUGAGAUCACCAGUGACAUGAGGGCCAUUCUUGUGGAUUGGUUGGUGGAAGUACAGAUGAGCUUUGAUAUGAGUCACGAGACCCUCUACUUGGCAGUGAAACUGGUGGAUCACUACCUAAUGAAAGCACUGUGCACGAAAGACAAGCUACAACUCCUUGGUUCUACUGCCUUUCUGAUUGCAGCAAAAUUUGAGGAGCUCAUUUCACCCUGUGUGGAUGACUUUCUAUAUAUCUGUGAGGAUAUGUAUCAGCGACAUGAGAUGCUUGCCAUGGAAAUGAGGAUCCUACAAACUCUCAAAUUUGACAUCAACAUUCCAGUUGCCUAUCGUUUUCUGCGCAGAUAUGCUGUGUGCCUCAAUACCAGCAUGAAGACAUUGACCUUGGCUCGAUUUAUCUGUGAGAUGACCCUGCAGAAAUAUGACUAUGUCCAUGUUAGGGCUUCUAAGCUAGCUGCUGCCUCCUUUCUCUUGGCCCUCUACAUGAAGAAGCUCAAAAAUUAUGCUCCUCUCUUGGAGUAUUAUAGUGGCUACAUGACUUUUGAGCUUCACCCUCUGGUUAGACAGCUGAACAUCUUGCUGACUUUCAAUUGUUGUGACAGGCUCAAGACUGUGUAUACCAAGUAUUCUCAAAAGAUAUUCUUUGAAGUCACAAAAAUUCCCCCCUUGGACAUGAUGAUACUGGAUGAGAUUUUGACCUGAUAAUUAUGAGGCUGAGGAUGUGGCACUUGGACAGCAGUAUUAGGACCAGUCAGGCAUACCAAUAGUCUAUAUUUAUUCUGUGCUUAAAGUUGUCUUUUAGUCACUUUCUUCAUUUUUCCCUGUCUGUGUUUUUCCAAAGUUACAAUGUUGUAUAUAUUUAAGUAUUUAAGUUGUUUUAUAAAAGAAAAGUUACUUUAUUAUAUUUGACUAACAAUAAAAAAUUAAUAGUUGUUGUUA